AGUAACAGGCUCGACUGGACACCAGUGGGUCAGAAAGACAAGAAAGGGUGACGUGAAUGGAUGAUGGAUGUCGAGGGAGGAGAAGGGCUGCUGUUACCUAACUAAUCUGGAAAAAAACUGCAGCCAGUCCUACUGAGGCAUUAUCUCUGAACCAAGAAUAACAAGGAUUACAGAAAAUGGUCUUCCCUCCAGUGAUGGCAUUGCCCCUGCUGAUUGUCAUGGCGGCAGGGGUAUACUACAUCUACAAUGAGGUCAUGCAGUACAUGGCCAAGUCUUUAGUGCGGAACAAAGUGGUGGUGAUCACUGACGCCGUUUCUGGUGUCGGAAAUGAGUGCGCUCAUCUCUUCCAUAAGGGCGGAGCCAGGCAUCUGUGUGGAGAUAAUUGGGAUAAGCUUGAGUCUUUGUACGACUCUUUGACAAAUGAAGCUGACCCCAGCGAGACCUUUGCCCCCAAACUGGUCAUCCUGGACUUUAGUGACAUGGAGAGCAUGGAGGAUAUGAUGGCUAAAGUGGUGGACUCUUGUGGUGGAUGCGUGGACGUCUUGAUUUGUAACAGCAGCAUGAAGCUCAAAGCUCCAGUGCAGAGCAUUUCCCUAGAACUUGAUAGAAACAUCAUGGACAUCAACUACUUUGGCCCAACCACCUUGACCAAAGGAAUACUUCCCACCAUGAUUCCAAGAAGAUCAGGACAUAUCAUCUUGGUCAACAGCAUCAAAAGAUUGGCUGUCCCAUUCAGAAGUUCUUAUGCAGCUUCUAAGCAUGCAGUGCAGGCCUUCUUUGACUGCCUCCGGGCUGAGGUGGAGGAGUAUGGGAUCACCGUGAGCACCAUCAGUCACACUUUCAUCGAUUCCACUGUUCCCUCAUCUCCAGAGAAGCAUGCCUCCAAGCCAAACAGCUUGGCUGCAUUCGUUGCCAACCAGCUGGCCCACGGAGUGCGUCCUUCAGUCCUGGCCGAUGAGAUUAUGCGAACGGUGAACCGGAAGAGAAAGGAAGUUGUGCUGUCUCACCCCAUUCCCAGGGUGGCAGUUUACCUCCGAUCUUUGCUACCCUCUUUUCUCUUUGCUGUCCUGGGUGCUGGAGUGAAGGACUCUGUCUUGGCUGAGCAGAUGGAGUAGCGGAAUGACCGAAGAAAAUAACACAAAGAGCAUUCAAGUUUUUUUUUUUUUUUUGCUUUGAUGAAAUGCAAUGAGUGAUUUGUAUCUUGCAAAAUAAAUAAAACAAAAUAGAGCCUCUUCCCAUUAAAAUAAACUCUAUAGGGGGUCAAAUAAUUGUAAAUCUA
Molecule: messenger RNA, 1279 nt
Organism: Hippocampus zosterae (dwarf seahorse)
Lineage: Eukaryota; Metazoa; Chordata; Actinopteri; Syngnathiformes; Syngnathidae
Gene: dhrs7cb
Product: dehydrogenase/reductase (SDR family) member 7Cb
Biological process (GO): regulation of release of sequestered calcium ion into cytosol by sarcoplasmic reticulum
Cellular component (GO): sarcoplasmic reticulum membrane
Molecular function (GO): all-trans-retinol dehydrogenase (NAD+) activity
Source: RefSeq, a predicted model, not a curated record